GUUCUGGAGAGUUCUUGAGCCUCUAAGCCAAUGGCCUUUCAUCGCCUUCGAUUCUUCUCCUAAGAGCUCCGAUUUCGACAUGUCGUUCUCCACCAUCACCAUGAAUGAUCGUUCCGAUUCAUCGUUUAGCAGGUUUGGAUUUCUGUAAACCGAACCAACCUGAGGUCUGUUUUGAAGGAAGAGAAAUGGCUGGUGAGAAUCACAAAAACGACGAUCUGUAUGCCGUUUUGGGGCUGAAGAAGGAAUGCACCGAAGCGGAGCUUCGGAAUGCGUAUAAGAAACUGGCUAUGAUAUGGCAUCCGGAUCGGUGUUCGGCGUUGAGAGACUCGAAGUUCGUGGAAGAAGCUAAGAAGAAAUUCCAAGCGAUUCAGCAAGCCUAUUCUGUUUUAUCGGACGCGAACAAGCGGCUGUUGUACGACGUUGGAGUUUAUGACAGUGAUGACGAUGAUAACGAUAUAGGUGACUUCUUGACCGAAAUGGUUGCCAUGAUGGACCAAACUAAGCCUAGCGAAAACGGAGAAGAAAGCUUCGAGAAACUGCAGGAACUAUUCCAAGAAAUGUUCGACGAUGAUGACGAGGAGGAGGACGGUUUGGGACCGAAUUCACCGACAAGAUAUUUCUCGUCCUCAUCGUCCUCGUUGCACUCCGAAUGUUCCAGUUCGGGCAACAAGCUAAACUCGUCGGAUAUGGAUAUGAACAACGUGAACUCAUUCCAAAGCUUCUCCAUGGGGAGUGGAGGAGGCGGCGGCGGCUGCGGCGGCGGCAACAAGGGCAGGAAUUGGCGGAGGAAACGGUAGAAGAAG
Messenger RNA from Cucurbita maxima (winter squash), 803 nucleotides. RefSeq names its product dnaJ homolog subfamily B member 6-like. NCBI's taxonomy places the organism in Eukaryota, Viridiplantae, Streptophyta, Magnoliopsida, Cucurbitales, Cucurbitaceae. The record is from RefSeq and is a predicted model, not a curated record. The coding region runs from base 105 to 797 and encodes 230 amino acids. The transcript is spliced from 6 exons.